GCAAUGGCACUGCACGACGGAGCAAAGGGAGUGGUAGAACGCCGCCGAAGUAAAGGCGUAGAUUGGGCCCUGGCCGAGUUCAGGUACACCAGGCGGGAGGCAAUGGACGACAUGGGGCAACCGUCGACGCAGGCACUACGGUGGAGAACUCAGAGGAGCAGCUCCUCAAUGAGAUCGAUGAGCUUCUCCGCCAACAGCGUGAGCUUCAUGAUCCUCGAGGCUUUCCAAGGGGUCCCUUCUCAGCUCCUCGCCGACAACCCUUUCCUCAAGCUUGACAACAGGGGUCCCUUCUUUGUCAAUGGACUUCCUUUUGGAGCCAUAGACACAAUAAAAGCUGCAUACAGAGCUACUGUACAAAUUAAAGAUCCUCCAAGGGAUGGGUUUAACCUAACAUUGAAAAUAAAUCUGUCAAAGCUUCCUGCAAAUCAAGAUCAAAGGCAAUCCUUUUUUGUGAAAAUUGCAUCACUGAAGGAGGUUGUCCUUGGUGCACCAUUGAGAGUAAUUUUAAAACAUCUUGCUUCAAGAACUGUUUCUCCAGACAUUAAUCCGCUCGUCGCCCUUGUGCAUCGGCCAAGGGAGUUAUUUUUUCUUAUUCCAAAGGGGUGUCUGGAGUGAAGGGUCGUUUGGUGAAGAUGGAGAUCAAGGCAUCGACGUGCGUAUAAGAAAAAGAAGAAGUGGGUGCUUGAGAAACCGAACGAGUGGUGGAAGUUGAAAGUCAUAACCUUUUGGAGAAUAAGAGAUGACAAAGAGCACAGGAAUUCGGUUUUUGGAUUCGCACUGCCAUUAGAGAGAGAGAGAGA
This is a messenger RNA of Arachis ipaensis, 800 nucleotides long. The record is from RefSeq and is a predicted model, not a curated record. NCBI's taxonomy places the organism in Eukaryota, Viridiplantae, Streptophyta, Magnoliopsida, Fabales, Fabaceae.